Molecule: messenger RNA, 4295 nt
Organism: Ctenopharyngodon idella (grass carp)
Lineage: Eukaryota; Metazoa; Chordata; Actinopteri; Cypriniformes; Xenocyprididae
Gene: adam19b
Product: ADAM metallopeptidase domain 19b
Exons: 23
Coding region: 180-2909 (909 amino acids)
Biological process (GO): membrane protein ectodomain proteolysis
Molecular function (GO): metalloendopeptidase activity
Source: RefSeq, a predicted model, not a curated record
GAUGAGGGGAGGUGCUUGUAGAGGGCUGUAAAGCCUCUGUCGGUCUCUAUACAGACACACACACUCACUGACCGGUGCUGUUCAUCAUGAAUGCUAUUUAUAAUAGAUAAUAAUUCCUCGUGCACGGCUUGUUUAUUUCGUGCUUUUUUUUCUUUUCUUUUUUCAUAUUUACAGCCAUUAUGAUGCUUCAGGGCGUGCAUUAUAAUCGCUGCAUGGUCACGGGCGUAGUGCAGUUUUUGUUUUUAUUGUUAUGUUGUUGUUUACAUCUCUCUUUAAGAUGCACUGCACAUGGCGACGACAUACAUACUGAUGAACGUUGGCAUGGAGAUUCAUCUCGCAUCCAUGACAACACGGAGCAAUUUACCACUUAUCCACAGUGGAUAAGCCCAGCCAGAUCCAGAAGAUCUUAUGUAGGCACUAAGCAUCCAUCUAAAGCAGAGGUCAAGAUAACUGUAGGAGGAGAAGAUCUGAUUCUCCAACUUCAGAGAAAUGAGGAGCUGUUCUCCUCUGAAUAUCAGGAGAUAUGGUAUGAUCCAAAUGGAAAGCGUCAGUUUUCCAGGCCUUCCAACACGGAUCACUGUUAUUAUCAUGGGUCAGUCAAAGGGAUGCAGGGGUCGAGUGUCGUCAUCAGCACCUGUGCUGGAUUCAGGGGCAUGAUAACAGUAAAUAACAGCGUGAGCUACAUGAUCGAACCGCUAGCUAACCAAACACACUCUCAGGGACAUGCCAUAUACAACACCCAGAGCCUGAAACUGCCAGUGGGCACCUGCGGACACCGCUAUGGAGAUGGGAAUCACACGGAAAGCCUUCAAGAGCUGAUUGAUGUCAUGGCAAAGCCUCAGCAGACCAAUAGGGGAAGAAGGGAUGUCAGCAGUAGCAUGAAAUACGUGGAGCUGAUGGUGGUGGCCGACCAUACAGAGUUUGUGAAUCACGGUUGGGACCUUGAAAAGACCAAAAUGACGCUGCUUGAAGCAGCUAACUUUGUAGAUAAGUAUUACAAAACACUGAACAUCCGUGUGGCUCUGAUCUGGUUGGAGAUCUGGAACGAUCAAGACAAAAUCAGUGUGACCGACAACCCCUACAGCACCCUGAAUGCGUUUCUGGCCUGGAGGAGGAAACAGCUGCCACAGCUGCCCAAUGACAACGCUCAGCUAGUAACGGGCAUGUCAUUUCAUGGCACCAUCAUUGGUCUUGCACCUCUUAAAGCCAUGUGUUCUGAAUACCAGUCUGGUGGAGUCAAUUCGGACCACUCUAAAAGUGCUGUGGGGAUCGCUGCCACCAUGGCUCAUGAGAUGGGGCAUAACUUUGGGAUGAGCCACGACAGUCAAGGUUGCUGUCAUGCUGAGGAGGAUGGAGGCUGCAUCAUGGCUGCUGCCACUGGGGCUCCAUUCCCUCGUGUCUUCAACUCCUGCAAUCAGAAGGAGCUGAAACGCUACCUGAGCUCCGGCGGGGGGAAGUGUUUGUUCAACCUUCCUAACACCAGGCUCAUGUAUGGGGGCCAGCGUUGUGGAAACGGAUACCUGGAGGAAGGAGAAGAGUGUGAUUGUGGAGAAGUGGAGGAGUGCUCAAGUCCCUGCUGUAAUGCCAACAACUGCACGCUGAAGAUCGGAGCUGAGUGUGCACAUGGAGUUUGCUGUCAUGAGUGCAAGCUGAAGAGUCCAGGUGUGAUGUGCCGUCCGCCUUCAGGCUCCUGUGACCUGCCUGAGUACUGUGAUGGGAAAUCAGAGUCCUGCCCUGCUAACUUUUACCUGAUGGAUGGCAGCAGUUGUGCUGGUGGCAGUGCCUACUGUUACACAGGCAUGUGUCUGACGCUGGAGCAGCAGUGCCUCUCUCUCUGGGGCAAAGAUGCCCAUCUUGCUCCUGAUGUUUGCUUUACUAAAGUAAAUGAAGCAGGUGAUUCCUUUGGAAACUGUGGCAAAGACCUCAUGGGUGCAUACAGGAAAUGCACUGAAAGGAAUGCUAAAUGUGGGAAGAUUCAGUGCCAGAGCACUGCUAGCAAACCAAUUGAAUCCAACGCUGUCGCCAUAGACACCAACGUCUAUCAUGGUCAACAGAAGAUUCUGUGCAGAGGAACACAUGUGUACCAGCCCAGUUACAAUAAGCACAACCAGAAUGACACCCUCGACCCGGGCCUGGUUCUGCCAGGGACCAAAUGUGGGGAGAAUGCGAUCUGUUUCGAAGGGGAAUGCCGCAGUGCAUCCUUCCUGCAAGCAGAUGAAUGCAGUGCCAAAUGUCAUGGCCAUGGGCUUUGCAAUAAUAACCACAACUGUCAUUGUAAGUCGGGUUGGGCACCACCAUUUUGUGAGAUGACGGGUUCAGGAGGCAGUUUGGACAGUGGGCCUGUGAUUGUGCAUGGCAGCAUCUACUUUGUACCGGUUCUCCUUACCCUUUUUUUUCUUCUGGUAUUGGCUAUCCUUGGCGUCUGUUGGCGCCGCUGCAAACAGAAGCUCCUCCCCACCAAAGGCUCCGCACUUCCUGCUACUCAAACGUGCAUCAAUGUUCCAGACACCCCUGAGACUAAAAGUCACACAACAGGUCACACCAACCCUGUGUUCCAGCCAAAGAAAUCUCACGCUGAUGAACAGGCCAGUCCUAGAGUGAGUCGUACAGGUCCACCGAGAUCUAGACAUUCUAUCAUUCGGCCCACUGUGAAACCACCUCAAAUCCCAGCCUACACUGCAGACAAGCAGAGUUUAAAGCAUUCAGAGCUGCCUCAGCCGUCUCCAUCAGUACCCGCCAAAAGAAGACCGCUACCUCCCAACCGACCCCCUCCACCCUGUCCCAUGACCAAACCCUCCCAGACUGCUGAGAUGCUGCCUAAGAAUGGCCUGCCAGUGUCACGAGCCAUGUUGCAGAACGGGAAAUCCAAUCUGAUGCCCCCUACUGGCCACUUCCAAAACGUCAGGUGAUCAGAAGGAAGAUGUUGUAUGCUGUGAAAUGAAACGCUGUUCCAAAGGGAAGUUUCUGGAAAAAGCUGAGUUGCAGUGAAGCUUACUGGAGCGCUACAUUGAUCAGCUCUGCACCUUUAAGAUGUCCUUUAGAGUGACCAAUCAAACUGCCUCACUCAAAGAGAUGCCCGCCUUAUUGACUUGAACACAAAAUACCUUUUAACUUCAGUGUUUGUAGGGUGUGCAGUUCCACUACUCCUGUGCCAUAUGUUGCAUUUGCUUUUAUUUAUGUCUAUUUAUUACAGAGACCUCAGAGAAACAAAAAACUAUGAAGUAUGGCAUUAUAAUCCAAUAAGAGCAUGGGACAUCUGAAAGAAUAUCUUGCACCAAGAAUAUGAAAUGUAGAUUUUUGCACGCAUUAUUAACACAUUGUACAUUAUACACAUAGAGUGAACUGGAAAAUGGGAGCAAAUGAAUUGCAUCUGUUUCUUUGUCAUAGAUUCGUCUAGUUAUGAACUAACUUGCACUGUCAGUACAAUUUAGUUUAGUACUAUGGUUAAUCUGUACUCAGGAAACAGCUCUGAAAAGGAAUGUCCCAAAAAAGAAAAAGAUUGUUUUUAUAGCAAUAAUAUUUCAGAAACUUGUAAGAACUGUAUAGCACUGGGCUCUUUUUAGGUUAAAUCCUGUGUAGUCAUAUAUACUAUUUAUAGUAUGUACUGUAUAUACAGCAAGAGGUAAAAAAAUAACCUGUCUUAAAGGGUAUUUGUGAUGAUGCUGGACAAGAAUGACUUCAAAUUACAUGGUGCUUUGCUUUUGAAUUCUUAAAUGAGAGAAACAAAUCUUUAACUGCCUUUUUUGAUAAUGCUUGAUUAUAUGUUCUUUUUAAUAAGGGCAUUAACCCAGGGAAUGUAUUGAGGUUUAAAUAACCUAAAAACAUGUACAUGUGUAUCUUAAGUUUUUCUUCUUCUUCUUCUUCUCUCUCUCUCUCUCUCUCUCUCUCUCUCUUUUUGAAAAAAAUCUCUGGACAAUUAAUUAUUUCUCUCUUAAUGUUUUGGAGAACUAUGACCAAUGUAUUGGAUUACUGUCAGAUUUUUUUAUGUUGUAGUUAAACUGUUUUUAUGCAUAGUGUUAAGAUUUAAAAUGCAAUGACACCUUAACAAAAUUGUUUUUUUUACAUGAUUUUUAUUAUAUAGAUAAUUUUUAUCAUUGAAAUGAUUAUUGUGGAUGUAAAGAUGGUUUGAUGUUGCAGAUUGAAUAGGAAGUCAGAAAAAAGUCACUGUAUUUUUUAUUUGGCUUAAUUAAUUUAAUCAGUUUCUUUCAUAAAAAUAAAAAGGUUGUCCUUUAUGCAAAAUAUGCUGUAAUGCAGUGCCUUCCAUGUGACUUCAGAAAUAAAUCUUCAUCAAUUAA